Molecule: messenger RNA, 3084 nt
Organism: Astrephomene gubernaculifera
Lineage: Eukaryota; Viridiplantae; Chlorophyta; Chlorophyceae; Chlamydomonadales; Astrephomenaceae
Source: the annotation of a GenBank genome assembly
UACUUGGCUUGCAUACCUUGACCGUCAUUGCAUUACCACAUUACCUGCAAGCUAGAGCGACUUCAUUCAGAGGGCUCAAUGGAGUACACACACAGCCUCCUAAUACUAAAUAGGCCCUAGGCGCAACUCUUGUCCUCGAAGGCUUAACUCGUGAGGGGUCUACUAGGUAACAUAAAGAGUACGGAGCAGGGGCACCUCCCCAGAAAAGUCUCGCCUAAACAGGCGGGCUGCUUGUUGGGCUAUGGCGCGCCGCGAGGACGAGCUCGGACAGCCACAGGAAGAUGUGGAGGAUGCUGAGGGCUCGGACUCAGAGGAAGAGUCGGAGGGACUAAAGGAAAGGAUUGCCGUUAAAAGCAAGGGCAAGUCGCGCCGCAAGGCUUGCGAAAAGCCAGAGGGUUCUGACCAGAAACGUCAGGCGUUUUCGAAGCGCAAGCGCGGACUUAUCCUUAAGUCGUACCAGCUCUACAAGCUAACGGAUGCACGGGUAUUUGUCUUUAUAGUCAACGACAAAGGCAGCUCUUGGGCCUACGCGUCACCAGGCUUUGCCAAAACGCUGAGCAACCAGCACCUAUCGCAGAUGCGGGAGUAUGCGCAGCUGGCAGGCAACCAGCGCCUGUCCACAGAGAUUAUGCCGCACCCGCACAAUGACGCGGAGGACAGGCGCCUAGACGAUCGACCCAAUGUCCUGCGCGCAAACAUGCUGGGCGAGUCGGCGGUAGCGGGAGCAGGGACUCCAUCGCGCAUGGCGGCUGUGGCGGUAGCCGCCUCGCAGGCCGCGGAGCAGAUGGCUCCGCCGCCGCCCGUUGCGUUGCCGCCGUCGCGGCGGGGUGCUGCCGCAUCCGUGGGGCCGCUGUCGGUCCUGCAGCCGCCAUUGCAGCUGGGCGCCGCCCCGAUGGAGCUUGCGGGGCCGCGGGAUGUAGCUGCCGGGCAGGCGCAUGCACGGGGGCGACCACCCGGCAAGUUUAGCAACUUUAAGCUGGAGGAGGAGGGCUCUAUCGGCGAGGAGGCGCCGCUGGAGCUGUCGGCUCCAGGCCACUUGGCGGGCGGGGAGCCCAUCAUCACGCCCUCGGGUCGGCGCAUGGCGGCCGCCGUGGGCAUUGCGCUGGGCUCGGAGCUGCCCCUGGAGCCGGUACGGGAGGAGGAGAGGGAUCCGCCACCGGGCGGACUGCGCAGCGGCGGGGGAGGCGGCGGAGUUGACGUGGCGUUUGGGCCAGGGACGUCAUCUGACAGGGCGGCCUCUACAGCAGCAGGGCGGCCACCGCCGCUCAAGCAGGCGCGAUAUCGGGACCCCACACUGCUAAGCGGCGACCCCACGGCGCCCAGCGAGCCGCCCCCGCCGCCACCUGCACGAGGGCGCCGCGGCGACCCGCCGCCUCCACCACCCCCGCGGCGAACCACUGCACUCGACGAUCUGCACGCUGCAGCGAACGAGCAGCACCCCUUCCUUAAUGGGACGCUGCAGCAGGCAGCCUUCUCUUCGCAGCAACAUAUGCUGGCAGGGGCGCAACUGCAAGCCGCGGCGGCGGCAGCGGAGGCGUCCUUAGCGGCGGCAGCGGCGGCCGAGGAGGACCUCCGCUUAGCGCUGCCGCCGCCAGCGCUGCGUAACGGCCGUGGAGGGCUUGUCGGGUCGCAGCUGCUCCUGUCGAACCCGCCUGUGCCGCCUUCUAGGUUGCAACCUCGGAAUGAGAAGAAGUUCAUGCGUGGGCAGGUUGUCCAGGGCUCCGACGGGCAGCUGUACCGCAUUGUAGGCGAUCUGGACGAGGGGCUGGAGGAUUACGGCAUGCAGCUGCCGGAGGAGCAGCCGGUGUACGACGCAGCGGGGGCGCCUGCGCUGAUGAUGUCGAUGCUGCCCGCUAUGCAGCACCACCUGCCCCUGCAGCUGCAGCGCCAGCAGCAGCUGUUGGCGGCGGGAGUGGGGGCGGGCGGCGGAAACCGGGGCUUCGGGGUGGCUCCUGGAGGAAGGUGCUGAUCGGCCUGGAGAGGGGUGCUGGCUGCUGCGCAGCAGUGGGGAGGUGAGCGGCGGCGGCAGCGCCUUGGAAAGGGUGCUGCUGUGGCCAUGCAGAGGGGAGUGGGUCGGGGCGGAGGCGGGGCGGGUUCCUUGGGACAGCAUUGUAGAUGAGAGCCGCGCUACUGUCAUGCAGAUGGACUAAACGCAGACAGAGCGCGUUGGGUGCGCGUGAUACUUGGCCACACAUAGAGGAAAAUGACCACAUGAGACUGUGCACUCGAGACUUGCGUACGCCAUCUUGCAUGGGCUCAGCUGCCCCUGUGCGUCGCAGCCCCCAUGCUGUCUUGGCUUCCUGUUUACGGAUGGAUGGCAGAGCUCAAGUCCGCUCCGUGUAUAUGCUAUAAGCGUGAUUGGAUUAAGCUCUCAUGGGCAGGUUAGCAGACGUACGCUGCAGAUCAAUUAAAAAAGGUUAUGUUGACUGAUGUCCAUCUCUGGCGGCGGCGACAGUAGGCGACCUCCCUGCAUUGCUCUGCUGUGAGGGUCUGCUGGGCGUAACAGUGCAUAAGGUAUAAUUGCACCACUCGUCCUACUAUUAACGUUUUCUGAUUUCUUACUCUUUACUGGCAUUGGGUGUCCAUGGCAGUGCGCGGAGCUGACGUCUGCUGCAUAUGGUAAUGGCAUGUGGUGGCGUGCGAGACUUGCAAUUUCGUCUUUGUGCGUGGUGCACAACGUGUUAAGAGGCCGUGCUUCCUCCCGUGCUCACUCCAAGCGUGUCGUGUCACGUGCGAGUGGCGGUAAUACUGGGAGCGUGGGAAUGGACUGAAGACCAAUACCAGCACCGCCGUACUGCUGGGCCGCCUCCCCGCCAUCUUGAAUUUGGGCCUGGCGCGCGACUGGAGCAUGUUUUGGCAUGGCGCCUACAGAGUGAUUGUCUUUCCUGUUUCCUUAUCACCGUGUGGCACAUGGCCCCAUGGCUGUUACUCUCACUUACGGUUAUUGACGUUGGGGCUACGUAGGACUUUCCCCAACCCGUGUUUCGGAUUUUACCUGAAACCCUGGGGUUCGUGCUGAACACUGUUGCUCUGAUCCGUGAUGGUAGGACCUCAAACUUUUAUAUACACGUGGGAUUCUGUAUG